AAAGAAAACUCAUUCUCGCCAACGCAUCAGCAACCGCAGCGUUGCAAAGGCAAAUCUCCCAGAACACCACCAAAUAUACCGCAGAUGUGCACCACUCCUCCGCUUCCCUUAUUCGGAGUGCAGCAAACGAAUUCUCGCAGCCCUCAUACAUUGACUACCAGUCCCUUGUCGAAUUGUGUGCCAGAAUUAUCCAGUUGUUUCAAUUCAUGCAGUCCGCUAGAAGCACAGCAAAUGUUUCUUCAAGAUUUACAUUCCACAACGUUUCCCACUGCCGAUUUGACUCAGAUAAUUCCGCCGGAUAUGUCACUAGAAUCUUGGAUGACAUGGUUGGCAGCAAAUCCAUCUUAUAUCCCAUCGAAUAUCCCACUCACUGAUCCCUUAUCUAUACUAACGGCCGGCAGUGCUGGAGCUCCUAGACCACCGGUUGAGAUCCCCCAGCAGCCACGUUUCCACUAUACCCGUGGCCCUCGCAACAAACGUCGCUCCAACCCACAGAAGCAACCCUCGCCUCGAGCAGCAGCACCGCCUUUGUCUUUCAGCCCAACUGACUUUCCGCCAUUGCAGUAA
Molecule: messenger RNA, 567 nt
Organism: Cylicostephanus goldi
Lineage: Eukaryota; Metazoa; Nematoda; Chromadorea; Rhabditida; Strongylidae
Source: the annotation of a GenBank genome assembly